AUGAUAUGCAGCGACGAUCCUAAUCAGUUGCCUCACAACCACCAAGGCUCUAUUGAUUUUGCUUUGCCUCCUCCCACUCAGUCAGCUGACUCUCCUAAUCCUUCCAUCAAUUCCCCAAUACCUGGUGGUUGUGAGAACGGAAAUCGUAAACGUGGACACAAGAAAGCCAACUCCUUCUACCAUCUUGAGUCAGAAAAUAUGGAACUGCCUGGAAACCAGGAAGUUGCCUAUCCCAUAGUUCAAGAGCCUUCUACAAAUCAGUUUGUGCCUUCCUCUUAUUGGCAGUUUGAGCAGUCUGGAAUUCCUGUUUAUCCAACCGGGAAUGAAUGUCAGUACCCCAGUAUUUUCCCUCCACAGAAUUUUCUUGGUGUAAAUCCCAUUUUUAAUUGGAAUUCUGAGUCAGAUGAAUCUUGGAAGAAUAAUUCAUCCUUCCCUCCUGAAACCUACUCUCAUUUCCCCAACCCAGAAUAUAAUUCAUGUUGGUCCAGAGUUGGUCAAGAUGGUCAGCCCGUUUGCAACGAGGAGAUUAAACCUGAACUACUUUACCCCGUUUCAAGACAAGAAAAUACCUUUGUACAGGAUGGUUCGGCGCUUCAACAAACUUUCCAAUCUACAGAAACUGACGAGUAUGGUGUGGGUCAUGGUGAAGAGAUGAAACCAAUGUACCCCUUUCCUAUUAAUGGUCAUCUUUCUCUGGUUCAUUUUCAGCCAGAAGAUCAAUCUAAUGCAACCAUUUCGACUUCCUCGUUGGAGUCUGAUCUUAAUGUGACCAAUAAUUCGGGGAGUGAGGCUGAUUCUAAGAUGAACCAUAUUUUACGCAAUGCCGGCAUCGAAUCCCUUCCACUCUGCUUCAAAGAUGCUGAUGGGUGGAAUAACUCUCUUUAUCUUAUACCUCAACAACAGAAUCAAAAUCCUCAGCCAAGUAGCGUGCUUUCAGAACAGUUGUCUUCCAUGUUGCCCAACUCCGAUCUUAAUGGAUUGAUGAAACCUCAGAAUGAGGAUUCAAUUCCACCAGUAUUUCCCCUCUUACCUUCCUUCCCCCUUCCCUCUGCAUACAGACUUAUUCCACAGUCCGAUAGCUCCGAGUUUGAGAACAGUCAAGUUGAACCAGUGCCAUCGCCAAAUUCAGCAGGAGAAAAUCCACCACAGCCUCCGGAGGAGUUUCCGUCAUCUGAUGAUCUUGAACACUUUGCCAAACUCUUCAAGCAACGUAGAAUUAAAAUGGGCUACACCCAAGCUGACGUUGGCCUUGCUCUUGGUACCCUCUAUGGAAAUGUGUUCAGCCAAACCACCAUAUGUCGUUUCGAAGCCCUGCAGUUGUCCUUUAAGAAUAUGUGCAAGCUGAAACCACUUCUACAAAAGUGGCUUCAUGAAGCGGAUUGCUGUACUGGGACAACAAGUACUUUCGAUAAAGUGACAACUCAAGGAAGGAAACGUAAAAAAAGGACCAGUAUUGAAGUGGGAGUUAAGGGUGUUUUGGAAGGACAUUUCAUUAGACAACCAAAACCAGCUGCUCAAGAUAUCACCAACCUUGCUGACACUCUGGGAUUAGAGAAAGAAGUUGUUCGAGUGUGGUUUUGCAAUCGACGACAAAAGCAGAAACGUUUGAAUCCAACUGCUUUUGAGAACGGAGAUAUGAGUGAAAAUUCACUGAGGGAAGGUGAAUCUGGUUACAGUACGCCUCCGUUCUGCGGUGGUGGUGGUGGUGGAGGUGGUGAAGGUGCUCAUCAAAUGAAUUCUCCUUAUCCAAACAAUGGGAGUAAUGGUUUUUUCCAUGAGAAUCCGUCCGCAAUCUACUUUGACGGAAGUGGUUUCCCACAACAACACGGAGGUGAUCCAUGUGAAUACCAGCAGACACAACAACCUCCCCAGCCUUGUCUAGUUUUAACAGCACACCCAGAUUACCCUCUAUCUCAUCUCCAAUCGAUCGACAAACUCCCUGAAGUGCCGGUACCCUACCCUCAGACUGCAGGGUUGCCAGAGGCUGCGAUUUACUCGGUGUAG
Molecule: messenger RNA, 2004 nt
Organism: Rodentolepis nana
Lineage: Eukaryota; Metazoa; Platyhelminthes; Cestoda; Cyclophyllidea; Hymenolepididae
Source: the annotation of a GenBank genome assembly